AUGGAGGUAUUCUUUGGCAAUGCAAUCUUGCACGUUUUGUUGCUACACAAAGGUCCGAUUUUGGAAAUCGUUGUCUGUAUGGCUGAUACGUAUAUCUUCAAUGAGUUUAACCAGAUUAUACUUCAUCUUUCAAGGAGCAAUAACCUCAAGAUAUUCAUCUUUGAGAUUUGGUCACCUAAUAGUCGCUACAAGCUACCCUCUUUGUUCUUUUCAUUGCAUGGAUUAGAACACUUAGAUCUUACAGAUUGUGUAUUUGAGCCUCCAUUGUUAUUUAAUGGAUUUAGUAUGUUGAGGAAGUUGAGGUUUCAUAAUGUUGACAUCACUAUCAAGACACUUCUACGAUUCCUUACUGAUUGCCCCCUACUUGAGGAGUUUACCAUGAACUUGGUUGAUCUUAAAGACUAUUCAGGCCUCAACUUGGCUCAUCUUAAAGAAUUUGAGAUGACAAGUUUCCAUAACUAUGCUCCAGAGAUGGAGUUUUUGAAGCUCAUCACGACUAAGUCAUCUCUGUUGAAGGAAGCACAAAUAGAGCUCAAUACAUCUGGUUCUGAUGAGGAAAAAGUUCAAAUGUUUCAAGAUUUGCUACAAAUGCCAUUUCUACAUGCAUCACUACCAACAGAAUUCAUUAUCGAACGCAUUUAA
Messenger RNA from Lactuca virosa, 642 nucleotides. Lineage: Eukaryota; Viridiplantae; Streptophyta; Magnoliopsida; Asterales; Asteraceae. The record is from the annotation of a GenBank genome assembly.